Messenger RNA from Polistes dominula (European paper wasp), 1970 nucleotides. RefSeq names its product ASCIZ zinc finger protein (gene Asciz). The record is from RefSeq and is a predicted model, not a curated record. Gene Ontology annotation, biological process: positive regulation of transcription by RNA polymerase II. Lineage: Eukaryota; Metazoa; Arthropoda; Insecta; Hymenoptera; Vespidae. Gene Ontology annotation, molecular function: DNA-binding transcription factor activity, RNA polymerase II-specific; transcription cis-regulatory region binding. Gene Ontology annotation, cellular component: nucleus.
GAUGGUUAAGAAUAAACAGAGAAAAUGAUUGAUAAUCUUUGAUAAUCAUUAAAAGACAUUAAUCAAUUAUUCUUCAAACGAACAUACCGGCGCGAAUUUGACAGAUUGCGAAUUGUGUUAUUAGAUUCUUUAUCUCUCUCUUUCUUUAACAUAACCUUACAUUUGUCUCCUCUUUCUCUCUCUUUCUUGUUCUUUUACAUAACCAUCCAUCGAUCUCCCAUCUCUUUCUAUCAACUUUCCUAACAUAGGAGAGAUGAGGAUAACCUUCAAUGGAGAAAACGCAAGUAUUUUCGAAGAAUCGAUCAACGACAACUUACUGUGAAAUGGUCUGCCCAUCGGCAGAGGAAUUGAGUGUUAUUAAAAAUAGCAUAUGUUGCGAACAAUGUGGUUUAUUGUUUCGAAACGAGCCACGAUAUCGUUUGCACGAUUUAAAGGUACAUCAAAGAAAAAAAUUAGGAAAAAUAACAAAGGAAAAUGUUCGUUAUCAUUGCCCGGUAGAAACUUGUGUUUAUGCACCAGAUUCAGAAAGAUACUUUACUACGAUGAAAUAUCUCAAACAGCAUUAUUUGAAAGUACACGCUGAAAAAACAUUCGCUUGUACAAGUUGUGCUAAAAGUUUUUCCACCGAAGCUGCUAAGGAAGGACACAUGAGGAUAUGUGGUAUUGAAUUUUCUUGUUAUUGUUCCAAGACUUAUAGCACUUAUGAGGCACUCCUUACUCAUGCUAAAAGAUCAUUGCAUACUAUAGAUAAUAAAUAUAAAAGUUCUUUAAGGCGGACUAACUCAAAGAUCACUCGUGCUAUUCCUUUAUCUCCUACCGUUGUAUCUACGAUAAACAAACCGGUUAAUAUUUUACCAAGUCAUAAUAAUAACGAAGCAAAUAAUUGUAAUGUUAAUGUUACUGAAAAAACUACCGUCGAUAUUGGUGUACAAACUGAUGACUGUAAAAAGUAUAGAAGAGCAUCGAGUCCAUUGAAACAAGUCUCCAAUGGUAAUGGAACCACUGGAAAACGAAGAGUAUCUAGACAAACGCAAACAAUUGGAUUACAAGGUGAAAAGCAUGGUGUUACAUCAAUGGAGACUCAAACUCCGAAUACUAAAUUUAUCGGAAAGGAACCAUUUAAAGUUAGAAAACGUAGGAAGAGUAAUUCGAUAGUAAAAAAGUCAGAAUCAUCGUUGUUAAAAGAAGAUAUCAAUUUAGAAGAUAAUUUUACAUCCUCCAAUCUAUUUCCUGCUAGUCCAUUGACGUUAAGACACGACGUAGGUUUACAAGACUUUUGGGAAGAGAAAAAUAAUUCUGGUACACAAACAAUAUCUAAAAAGGAUAUGUUUGAGGCAUUGCAUGACAAUGUUUCUCAAACAGAUUUAGAAACAUUUUACAGUCAUAGUAACAGUUCAUUGAUACAGUGUUUACCUAAAAGUACCGUAGCAUUAAUGACGUUACCUUAUACAGAAGAUUCAACUGUUGUUAAUAACGAAGAAUAUCCAUUUUCUUCGACUAAUAAUAUAUCUAGGUCAGAUCCGAUGUUAACAGAAAAAACUUUUCAUGACAAAUUCAGUAGUAUAGAAACACAAACGGAACAAGGAUAUUCACAAACAUUUUUUGACUCCGAUGCAUUAUCCAGAACAUUUGCUUUGAGUUCUACCAUUGAAACUCAAACAACGGAUAAUUUUGAUAAUAUGGAACAAUUGUUUUACAAUAAUACUUACACACAAACAACGGAUGAAAUGAUAUCGCCUGAUUUAGUAUUAACCAAUAUUCAAACUCAAACUGCUUGGACACAAUUGGACGAUACAACAGUUUCUGCCGAAACUCAAACUAAAUCGUUAAUUUGUGAAACUGGUUGCAAUAUUUCAAUGGGUGCUGCUUGUCGUUCAUGGUUAAAUGCACAAAUGAGUCAUACUGAAACUCAAACUGAUCUGUUUAGCAUAUUUGAAGGUCUUCAGUAAUAGAAAAAAUAUAUUAUAUGU